CCUACGUUCUUCACGUUCUCUCGCCGUUGAUCGGCCGCCACUCUCUUUUCUUGCCCUUUAGCAGCAGCGUUUAUCACGACCCAACCUUAUACCUCCUUCGUUUUCGCCGCGACCUGAUUAUUCCUCAUCUUCCAUCAUGUCUUUCUAUCCCUCCGAUCCGACCUCCCCAAAUGUCCUGUUCGCCCGCUCUCUUCUGUCCUUCAGAAGUUGUGUGUCAUGUCCUACCACCUCCCCAUCCUGCCCCACUUGCGAUGAUGGCUACACCUGUACUAUGACCAGUCAAUCAUGUACCGCUUGCGCAAGCACAAAAUGUGUCAAGUCCCCAACGUCGGGCGACAGCUCGAGCUCCAACAAUUCUGGUGGAGGAGGCAGUGACGCUGGAGCGAUUGCAGGAGGAGUGAUUGGUGGUCUUGCAUUCGUCGCCAUUGUCACGUUUCUUGUGUGGUGGUUCUUCAUCCGAAAGAAGCGCCAGGAGCAGGAAGCUAGUGUGGGAGAGAAGUCGAGUGCCUUCAACGAUGCUGCACAGUCGAGAAAAUCGACGCACUCCAUUGCCUCCACUGUCUUAACGCGCGCCUCGAAUGUGAUUCAAAUCGCCUAUAUUCCCGGUGUCACCAACCGCUCACCCCCCGAAACGCCAGGUCACCUUGUGCCGCCGGUUCCUCCGCUGCCGGGCGCUCACCCCGAUCAGCACUUCUUCAUGCCUGGCGACCUUCGCGACUCGACCUGGUCUGAAAUGUCGAACGAACGCCGUAGCAUUGCUCCCAGCUUGCGCAGCAGUGUGGCCACCACUAUCUACCGCAACAAUGCCAUUGUCAGCCCGAUGCCUGCUCAACAGGUCAUGCGCACGAAAGCCGCCGUGGUCAACAUCAACGGUGCCGAUGCCCCGGCUGUCCCGGCCAUCACGCAAGCACAGCUCACCAAGGCUGGCAUCACCACGGCCAAUAGCAACAGCUCGAUUGUCGCCCGAACGGUUACUGCGAAGCCGGUUAUGGUGAGGGGUCCUUCGAAGAAAAAGAAGACCAACAAUGCCUCGGCAUCUCCGGGCGUCCAGACCAUUGACGAGCAACCGGAGACUUCCAGUGCGGCGGUUUCAAGCUCGCCUAGCACCAAGGGAAAGGACGAGUCACCCACAUCGGGUUUUGACGCCAAUUCCUCGGACGAAGAGGACACCGCCAAACAGUCUACGAAGGCACCAACCAACCAAGCUGAGACAGCCAAGGACGAGACACAAUCACGACCUACUACCGUGAUCGAAGACUCGCCGGCCGUCAGCCAAAGCCCUUUUAAGGACCAGCCCGCGACCGAAAGGGAUGCACGAGCGUCCUCUCUGCUUGAGAUGCCCGAGGGCACGCGGUCCAACCGAAGCAGUCGACACCUCCCGCCGCGCGUCGAGAGUCCAUUCUCUGACGCCAAUGAGGUGAAAUGAUUGUUUAUCCUUUAUUCUUUUGAAACACAUCAUGUGGUUGGCGACAGGCGCAAGUGAUGGGCUGUGGCCCAGGGAUG
Aspergillus ibericus CBS 121593 is the source of this 1503-nucleotide messenger RNA. RefSeq lists its product as uncharacterized. The record is from RefSeq and is a predicted model, not a curated record. Lineage: Eukaryota; Fungi; Ascomycota; Eurotiomycetes; Eurotiales; Aspergillaceae. The transcript has 2 exons. The coding region runs from base 137 to 1426 and encodes 429 amino acids.